Molecule: messenger RNA, 2024 nt
Organism: Sinocyclocheilus grahami
Lineage: Eukaryota; Metazoa; Chordata; Actinopteri; Cypriniformes; Cyprinidae
Product: kyphoscoliosis peptidase-like
Exons: 6
Coding region: 1-1983 (660 amino acids)
Cellular component (GO): cytoplasm
Source: RefSeq, a predicted model, not a curated record
AUGGUAGAACAGAAGAAGCAGAAGACAAUGGUGAAGAAGAAGACGAAGAAGAAGAACAGAAUGGAGCAGGAAGUAUUUGAUGCUCAGAAGAUUGCUUGUGCAGUCACAGAGAGGGGAAGAAAUGAUGUGGAAAAACUCAGGGCCAUAUGGACCUGGCUAUGUCAUAAUAUUGAGUAUGAUUUGGAGGGAUACCUUGGUCUUUCUCAGAAGAUUUGCUCUUCUGAUGAGGUCAUCAGGACAGGAAAGGGUGUAUGUAGUGGAUAUUCCAGACUCUGUGUGGAGAUGUGCAGGGAGGUGGGCAUUGAGUGUGUGGAGGUGAGCGGGUACAGCAAAGGCGUUGGAUACCAGGCCAGGCACAGUUUAGCUGAGAAGCGUUCCGAUCAUGAGUGGAAUGCUGUCUUCGUGGGGGGUCAGUGGUGGCUACUUGACGCUUGCUGGGGCGCUGGCACUGUGGAGUACAUAUUGUCUGAUGACUUUUAUUUCCUGACUGAACCUAGUGAGUUCAUAAACUCACAUUUCCCUGAUGACAAGACCUGGCAACUUCUUACCACUCCCAUCUCCAUAGAAGAGUUUGAAACAAGACCCUUGAAGACCUCAGCAUUUUAUCAGUUUGGAUUGACCCUGACACAACCCAAACAGUACAAAACAAUCACAGACGACGGGGAAGCAAUUGUGUCUGUGAGCUCCUCUAGACUGUUGACCUUUUCGUAUGAGAUGAGGCAGCGGGAUCCCCAGACAGGAGCUCUAAAGCAGCAGGAGGUUGACAGCUCCUGUGGUCUCAUGUCAGUGACUCGUCAAGGGAUGAAGUUGCGAUUACUGCCCCCAGAGCCUGGGGCCUAUGAAGUGAAGCUGUUCGCCCGGCGAGAGGGUGAACCUGGUGCUCUGCGGUGGAUUUGCUCUCUUGAACUGGAGUGCCCCAGUAUCCAGAAGAGGCAGGCCCUGCCUAGUAACCCCUACCUGAACUGGGGCAUAGCAGCAGGGGCAUCGGCACUAGGUGUCAAGGGUUGCAGUGUCGCAGGAGAAGAGGCCAUAGUGGUGGGUGAGGGUGGCGAGUGCAAGGUGAUACUACACACAUCACGACCUCUGAUGAUGGUGUGCGAGCUCUCGCACCAUGAGCUUGACGCCACUGCGGCCAAGCGCUGCCUUGCGUCGCAAAUCACAGCAGAGCAGCUGGUGUGUAACGUCAUGUGCCCGUACAAAGGAUUUUACCGGCUGUCUAUAUUCGUGCAGGAUUACAACAGUGGAAGUGGGACUUUUCAAAAUGCCGGGAACUACCUGCUGCACUGUCAAAACCGAGGAUUGAACCCAAACGCAUUGUAUCCUCCAGACUUGGGCCUGUGGUGUGGUCCUGGGGUGCGUACUCAAGAAGCCGGACUGUCCCAUUUCAGCCACACAGGGGCGAUAGUAAAUGCACCCCAGGGCCAGUGCAACAUUACCUUCCACUGCGCUUCACCAGACCUGCAAAUACACACGGCCCUCUGCGCUGAGCUGCAUGAGCAGGCUCAUUUUUCUCUGUCCCGGUAUGUACUCUUGACAUUUACAGAUACAAGUAAGGUAACCGUGAGUGUGCACGCACCCAGAGCGGGAGUCUAUCGUCUAGGUAUUUAUGGACGCAAACCGCCUCAGCAGGACUACAUGUCACUGUGUGACUUUAUAAUCAGGAGUGUGUGUGAAAAGCCCGGAGAUCCGUUUCCAUGUGUGUAUUCAGCAUGGGGAAGAGGGUGUGUGCUGCUGGAGCCCCGCACAGGUGCACUGGCUCCCCAGAGUUCAGAAAGUUUUCGAGUGCGGGUACCAUGUGCGCAAAGAGUGUGUGUCGUGGGAGAGAAACGGACAGAUCUGAAGAUGAAUAAGAGCAGAGUUUGGGAAGGUGAGGCUGUCACUGGAAAUGCCACACAACUCAAGCUCGCUGCUGUCACUAAAGAAAGCAAUGACAUGCAUGUUCUCAUGACCUUUGAUGUCCUUAACCUGAAGAAUGAACAGUGAACAGAACAGACUUUUGUCUAGAGGACAAAAGGGCUACGUUC